GAAAGCCACAAACCGGAAAAUGACCUAUCACCACGCCUGACUUGACAGUUCGCCUUGCGAUGAUGACAGAAAAAUAAAGACAACACGGGAGCGGUGUUCGUUAUUACCUCAAGCGUCGAGUGGAAAGAUAUCCCUCCACUAACAUCUCUGGAUGAUUUCUAGGGUCAACAACAACGGGGUAAGCUUGAGACUGGGCCGUUACAACAGGAGCUAGCAGGAGCUAACGGGAGCGUUACCAGAGCACAUGACUGGUUUGUUUUGAAGGUCUGCUAGCCUGCUAAUGUUAGCUGGCUGUUUACAUCAACACUCAUAUUGAUCUACCUUUUUUAUGCACGGAUAGCAAAUCUGAACUUGACUUACAGUUAAUACCCGAGCUUUAUAUUUAGCUGUCAAAACAAAACCAGUGACCCUGUUUUUAGUAGAGCUCUGUCUUCAGCAGCUGGAAUCGGUUAUCAUCAGGGAACUAGCCUACAGUCUGUGAGAUUAGCACUGAUUAUUUUGCACAAACUCCAUAUUUUUAAAUUUUGAUUUGCAUAUCUGUAAAUGAAUUUUUUUUGUCAUUUAUAAACGGCUUUCUGCCAAUCCUCUAAACGCCUGUAUCAUAUUUACAACCUAGAUUUUUGGGUGUAUUGGUUUUCAGCGGUGGUCAUUUAAACUCAGUCAUAGAUGUGGCCAUUUACCUCCUUGAGAUCUUUUUGGCUCAUCAGUUACUAAUAAGAAUAUAAAUAUCUUAUAUUCCUUGUGAGGCAGUAAAAACAGACCACUGUUGUUCCCAAAAGACUUCAAAUGCUCCUAACAUGAAUUUUGAGUCAAUACAAUGUUGAAGUCUAACCAAUUUGUAAUAAUUAUUGUAUCAUUUUCUGUCUGGGUACAGAGUAGCCUGGUAAAGUCUGAGAAAAUAACAUUAUGAAACUUAAAUGAAACCCUACAUUUUAACCAGGUUGAAAUACAUGUGAACUGUAGGGCUGGGCAAUAAAACGAUAACGAUAUAUAUUUAAAAUUAAUUUUCCUCAAUAUCAAUAUAAAACAUGGUCAAUAUGCUUUUCCAUAGUCAGCAUUCUGCCAUAUUUUGGUAGACUAUAUGAAUAGCCAAUGAAAGGGGGAGUUGAUCUGAGUCCACUUCGCGCUGAACUAGAACCAAGUAGCAAACAACUGCGUAGUAGCAGGCUGCAGCUACACACGUUAGUACUUAAAUACGUGAAGCCGACAGCGCUGUUGGUGAGAAAAAAGAAAAUGAGUGCUACCCCAGCAGAAAUGCAGAUGAAGGCUCAACAAAUUAUGAUAUCGUCGACAACACUUGCACAGAAAUGUUGGUGAUGUGGAGGUAUUUUAGUUUUUUGAGGUUGGAUAUAAAGCAGAGUAAUGUGCACUGCAAAUUAUGUCGAGUACAUGUUCUCACAAAGUCGGGAAGUACCUCAAAUCUUUUUCACCACCUGGAGCAGUGCCACACAGCAGAGCACGCGCAACGCAAAAGGUUACACACCCCUAGUGGGGCAAGGAGCCCAUGGCGACUGUGCAGCCAAAACAGCUGACCAUUCAGUCUGCUUUCUUUGGCGCAACGCCUUACGACAAAAUGUCUUACAACAAAACGCCUUACAACAAAACUUAAUGAGACACAAAGACCUCUCAGAUGCAGUAGCUUAUUGUAUUGCAAAAAGCAUGCUACCAAUAAGCACUGUUAAAUUUCAUUUUUUAAAUUAUGAUAUAUUUCAAUAUCGACUGAUAUGAAAAAAAUUAUUGUGAUAAACUUUUUCCCAUACCGCCCAGCCCUAGUUAACUGGUUUGCAUUUAACAUAAAGAAAUCAUGCAAACCAAAUAGCUGUCUGAUUAUCUUUAACCCUAACCCCAAAGAAGGCUGUCACGUCUGCUCCAUUACUCAUACACCAAAAAGAAUGAAAAUUAUCUGGUGAGACUGAAUCAUGUGCUUUUCUCCCCUCAGAUGUAGCCUAUGGACAUGGCGUACGAUGAGAGACUUGCACAUUUCCGCCAAACCCGCCUCAAUCCUUUUGAUCGUGGAGAGGAAGAAAAUGGUCCCCAUGGAGGCAAGACACCACCACAGCUCGGUAAAUCUCAUCACCGGACACAGUCAUGUGAAGUGUGAAAUAUAACCUCCCUUUAAGGCCACUUUAUGAGUCUCAGUUUGAAGCAAAUGUAGAAUAUUGGGUGUUUUCUUCAGCGUAGCAUCAUAUUAGUUAUGGUAUCUUUACUGUUGUUGCUUUUGAUGAAAGAAGGACAAUAAUGGGAAACUUUACAAGCAUUUCCAUGUAAAAAGAAAUGUUCCUUGUGACUGCAGUCUUUUAAAAGAAGGGUAAAAUAACCAGGCAUCCUUGCGUUGUGGCACUGAAAAAAAAAUAAAACAAAAAUCUUGUGAAUUUCUGAUUGGAAACAGGUUGAUGAUAUGCCCUUUUUUUUUUUUACGAGAUUUCACGGCCCCUUACACCAGGCACACAGAUUUGUUCAGAAGUCAUUUCCCUUAGUUCUGAAUGUUACCUACUCCGUUCAAACUUGCCUGGGGCUUCAAAAACAAAGAGGAAACUGGUGGUUCAUUUUGUAGCGUGGCUAAUCAUACAGGCACCCCACUAAUAAAAGUAGUUAUGAUUAAUGUAUUCCCAUGAAUGUUUGUGCAAGUUAAUCUGUUCUUUUCAGCCCAGCUCUUAAUUAGAAACAACAACACAGUUGUAAGUGCAGGUUUAGAGGGAAGGAAGUUUAGCUGCUGAAGCAGGGGGAAAUGAAAAGCAGUAUUGUACGAAGUGCCCCAGUAACACUUCCUGUAUUUCAGGUUUUAAGGAAUUAAAACAUUUCUGCUUGAUUGAGUAUAUUUGACUGGUGCACUGUUAGAUCGACUGAUUACUGGUGGCGUCUGCUUUCCUGCUUCAUUGUCCUCUCUCUGACACGCUGAAUUCAUCCAACAUGUUUUGCUCUGAAGUGUACGCAGGUAACAGGCACUUAAGUUGUUUUUAUAUUGGUGGGGUUUAAUUUAUAUCACUUGAAAGAAGAAGAAAUUUUAGGUGUGUUUUUUGUCUGAUAUUGUAUUAUUUGCUCCUUCUUGGCUUGAUUUUACCUGAAAUCUCAUUUAAAAAUUAAAUUCAGUUUAAAAUGUUAAAUUUAUGAACCCCAGGAGAGUUUGUUUUAAGUUUUAAGACAGCACAAAUACCAUCUAGCUUGUGCUCACUAUGAACUCAUGUUCCCCUUUUUUUCUGAAGUUUUUGUGCAGACAAAACCUCAGACAGUGUGAAUACUGGAAACUGCAUUUCCAUAAAGCUUAAGGUUGACUGACAGAUCAUUACAUAGCUUUGAAUUUUAAAAACAUGACAAUGAGCAGAGAUUUAGUCAAGUGGGUAUGCUGGAUGAGUUAGUCCGUAUUUCAUUACUGCAGCAUUUAGAAGUUAAAGUCUAAAUGUCAUUUGUGGUGAAUCAUCAGGUUAUUUCCAUUUCUCAGAGACAGUCUUUGUUUGGUUUCUGUUUGUUCUGCAGCUUAAAUCUCAAAUCCUUUAAUGUAGCUGACAGGGCCACAAACAUUAGAGAGUGUAAACUCAUCUCCAUGUGGCAACAACCCUUCUGAUCUCCUGACAAUCCUCUAGCCUGUGGAUAUGUCUUCAGAAGUGGUUGUUAGUAAAGUUCAGACUCUUGAUCUUAAAAACACGUGUCUGUGAAUUUUUACCUGAUCCACACAAAGAAUACUGAAACUUGACUCAAAAUCAGUGUAUGUGACAUCCUAUGUGAUAGAAUUUGUUUCAGCUGAGUCUAUUAUGAGUUAUGCUGCGAGUUGAAGCUCUGUAAGCAGUUUUAAAUGGAGUCUGGUAGGAGUCUGUCAGGUCAGCUGGCAGGGUUACACAUUACCAAUGCUGAUAAGAUAAUUACCCUCAUAACUCAUGACUUGAGUUGUUCAUUUUCUGCUCUCUGUCUCUCAGACAUCUUCAGUAUUGAUUUAGGGUUGUCUCACCCACAGUCAUGGCUGUGAAGUAAGCGUGUAUGAAUGAGUGCUCUACGCUGUGUAUGAUAAGACUGGACAUUGUUUUUGUCUGUUCCUCUUUUAAGAAGCAAGACCAGAGCUGUUUUCUGGGACUAGAAUCCACAGCUCUGAUCGGACCAUGGAUCUGGGUCUAGCUGAAGACCACUUCUCAAGGCCUGUGGUGAGUGCAGCAGACAUACAAAACAAAAAAAAAAAAAACUGUUACACCAAAUUAAAGUGUUUUUAUGUUUCAAAGUGACAGUGUUUGAUCACAGAACUUUCACUUCUGUUUCCUUGACUUUGUAUGUGCUCUUGCUUUGACACUUUUAGGGCUCAUUUGUGGCUUCUGACAUAGAGCAGCUGAAACUGGCCAUAGAGGAGUGUAAAAAGCUGAUCCUGGAGCUGCCAGAACACUCAGAGAGGCAGAAGGACACCGUGGUGAAACUUAUCCACCUUCGUCUCAAACUGCAGGAGCUCAAGGUUGGAGCAUAGGAGGGAGCAGGCGUAGAGGAUAUGAUGAUGUUGUCUCUGUUGAUGCAGUCAGAACAACAAAUUCAGAACUAAUUCAUUUCACUUGCAUGUUCUUGAUUUAGUGGAAUGCAGGGCCGUUCACAGUAGUUUGCCGAGAAGAAUGCGUUAUGUAAAGCAUGCCUGUUUACUGUGUUUCUGAGGAGCCUUGAGCUGCUUUCGUAUGCGUUUGGAAACUAAAACAUUUAGGAUUUAGAGUGCAGGAAUAGGUACAAAAGUUCAGGUGGAAAACUGAAGCAACAUUCUUGAAGCAUAUUUCAUUAUAUAAACCCUUUGCAGCUUUAUUUGAAUCAAUAAUGACUUCUUGGAUAUUGGAUAUUGAAGGAGCAUUGAAGACAUUUUAGGACACUGCUAUGUUGAAAAACAGUUUUUUGAGACCACCAAAACCCUCUCAGAUUUCUAAAAGAAACGUUUCUGUUUUUCAGAGAUUACUGUAUGAUCUCUGGCUUGUGUGUCGCAGGGCAAUAAAUCAAGAACUCAACUAUUAAAUCGAUUACUCCAGAGUCAUGUUGGGAUUUGGAUGCAUUUGAAAGAAAAGAGGACGUUAUUUCAGUCGUUAAGCCUGUAUGAAACCAUCCAAAUCCUUUCCAUCUUGAUGGUUUAUACUGAUAUCAAACCAAUUUAGGCCAUAUCAUGAGAAAGAGCUGACCUAAUGCGCAACAGUGUAUGCUGUGUUGUGUAAUAACAGAGCUUUAUAUUAAGUUGCGUGAUACAGCUUGAAUAGACAGUCUUUGAUUCUUCCAGAGGAUCGUGCGAUGACAACAGAGGAUCAUGACAAGACAAACAAACAAUGAACAAGCUACAGGUUUUUGUAUUAUCAUGUCGAGCUCAGUGUAAAUGCCCAAAGUUUACUUUACCUCUGUGACGAUUUUUUCUAUAUUUUUUCUCUUUAUGAUUCAUUUUACAUACAUUGUGACCUUGAAGGACCCCGAAGAGGACGAGCCAAAUCUGAGAACUCUUCUGGAGCACCGCUUUUCUAAGGAGAAAAGCAAGAGUGUGAAACAGACCUGCGACAAGUGCAGUGCCAUCAUCUGGGGCCUUAUCCAGACCUGGUAUACCUGCACAGGUGAGGCACACUAUGCAGUGCAUCACUCUGCUUUAAAUCUUCCCAGAUAAUGUUGUCCAAAGUUAUAAAAAAAACCCUCAAAUGUUCAUAAAUAGAAGGUUUGAUGGUUUGAUCAACAUCACCGUCUGUGCUUUUGUAGUAUCGCUGGUAUGUUCACAGUGUGGUCAGCUGUUUUGUGUUGCUUGAAGUUUGAUUUUCUCAGAAUUUGUUUCCUGAAUUGUGGACCUGUAAGAACACUAUAGGUCUUUGAAUUUGUUAAAUACGUAUUCAUAUAUUGGAUGCCAUUUUUCUUUUGUUUCAGGAUGCUAUUAUCGUUGCCAUAGUAAGUGCAUGAACCUGAUCACCAAGCCCUGUGUCAGGUCCAAGGUCAGCCACCAGUCAGAGUACGAGCUCAGCAUCUGUCCUGAGAUAGGUCUGGACCGACAAGACUACCGCUGCUCAGAAUGUCGUACACCUAUUUCACUGAGUGAGUCCAAAUUUAUAUCAGUAUAUGUCGUAUUAUACAAGUACUUAGCAGGGUGUCUGUGGGAUCUUGGAAAGUGAAGUCAUUAAAUCAUUUAGCAAAAUUUAAGGCCGUAAAAAGAAACUUUAAACUUGCAUCUUUUUGUCUCAUAGUUUGACUCGCACUUUUAUCUUUUAGGAGGGGUGCCAAGUGAAGCCAGACAGUGUGACUACACAGGCCAGUAUUACUGCAGCACAUGUCACUGGAAUGACACAGCCAUCAUACCAGCUCGUGUCAUUCACAACUGGGAGUUUGAACCCCGAAAGGUACCCCCACCAGCCACAGAGGAAUGCACUAUAAGUAGAAAACAUCUCAUCUGCUUUACGUCUUAAUUUUCGAGGCUUUGCGGGGAAUUGAUGUCAUAUUAACUGCAGCUGUAGUGCAAAACAUGUUUCUGAUAAACCCCAGAAUUACAUUAGAGGAGUCGAUUAAGCAGUCGUGAGUGUGCCACACACUGUGAGACUGGUCUUUGUAGGGUCUCUGCUUUCUUCUUAAUGUGGUUUAAACUGAUAUAAAAUCAGAUUGACAUCUCCGAUAGAAAUGCUGGUUUUACAAACCGCAGUUUUCAUCUUUCCCUUUUUUAAGCUCCGUUGAGUGUAGAUUAUACACACUGAGCUGUUUAUAAAUGCUAGUUUUGACAUAAUCAUUGCACUCAUACACCAAUCUCUUCUCCAUGUCCUGUUGGUGCACCUCUGAUCACAGGUUUGUCGCUCCUCUAUGCGCUACCUGGCUCUGAUGAUGCCCCGACCUGUGCUGAAGCUGAAGGAAAUCAACCCGCUGCUGUUCAACUUUGUGGAGGAACUGGUGGAGAUCCGGGUAUGUGAAUUAAGGCGCUAAGGAAUUUGAGUUACAGAUAUUCAAACAUGAUUACAUUAUUAAAGACAUUUUGUAUUCUUUUAAGAUAACUUGACCCCCAUCAGAACUGGGUGAGUUGUUUGUAUCCCAUCUACCCGCGCGGUCGUCACUGUUUUUGCAAGAGACGCUGUUACAGUGAAAAUCUGGACAAUUGUUAAUGGAGUUCUACAAGCAAAUGUAACUAGAUGGGAAAACCACAACUUCUCUGUGUAAUAAGUUCAACUCACAGCAUUGUGUUUCUGUGUUUCUGUGGAUUCAACAGAAACUGCGACAAGAUAUCCUGCUGAUGAAACCUUAUUUCAUUACUUGUAAGGAGGCCAUGGAGGCUCGGCUGUUACUACAGGUCAGCAUCAUCCUACAAGAUAUACUUUGUACAUUGUAAUUAGAUUCUGCAUGGCCCAGUUUCUACACAGGCAUGACACAACUAGUUGAAAACCUCAAAAUAAUGUUACAACAGCACCAUCAUGUGGUGAAAAAACAGCAUUAAAACUGCACUGAGAAAGGCCCCCAAAAUGAUCUGAGUAUGUGGCGUUCAAUGCUGUUUUAUCUUUUUUUAAAUAUUUGUGUGAAAACUUGACAAUACAACUCAACGUUUCUCAAAAUUUCUGCAAAGUUUUGAUUCAAAGUUACAGACGGUUUUGUUUGUGUCUCCCAGCUACAAGAUCGGCAGCACUUUGUGGAGAACGACGACAUGUACUCACUGCAGGAUUUGAUCGACAUCUCCAGCGGCAGACUCAGCUGCUCUCUCACUGAGAUCCACACCACGUUUGCCAAGCACAUCAAACUAGACUGUGAUGUGAGUUCAGACUUCAAGCACAGUUACAGUACAUCUAUCACACAACACACACAUCUGUCAGCCGCAAGAUUAGUUAUAGUAGUUGAAAAUGUGUUUAUUUGUAUAUAUGCAUGUGAAAUACUGACUCUCUUGUGCUAUUGUGUGGGAUUUUUUUGUAGCGUUGUCAGGCCAAAGGAUUUGUAUGUGAGCUUUGUAAGGAGGGCGACAUCCUGUUUCCUUUUGACAGUCACACUUCAGUCUGCCACGACUGCUCUGCUGUCUUCCACAGGUAAGUUACCACCUGCCCAUAAAACUGAAAAUACAGACACUUUGUAGGGAUCUGUAAAAUGUGGUCCAAUCCAGGGCUUGACACUAACUUUUUUCAUCUUAGGAGCACAUGUGCUCCUAAGAUGAAAAAGUAAGGAGCACACAAAGAACUUUAGGGGCACAAUGAAAAUUGAUCAAAUAAUGUUUGUCUUAUUGGUCAACAUAUUAUGAUUUUUAUUUGAAAUCAAUUUUUGGUCUUUUGGUCACAUGUCAUGGAAGCUUUGAAGAAAAUGUUUAAAAUUUGCCUUUAAAUUUAACACAAAAUUUUUUAGAGGACAAAUUAGGGAAAUAAAGAGGUGUGUCUUAUUGGUCGACAUAAGGACUAUUAUUUGAAAUCAAUUUUAGAUCAAUUGGUCACAUGUCAUGGAAGCUAUUGAAGGAAAACAGCCUUUUUUGAGAACAUGAACUGGUAAUUUAUUGAUGGUCCCUUAUUCAACACCUGUUGUUAACAGUAAGGAUGCCGAGUAGAUUUAACCGCGCUGCUGUCUAUUCCCAAUUAUGGAGAGUGAAAAGACACCUGUAGAUCCUCAGUGAAUGUCCAUCAAAUAUCCAACCUAAAACUAACUUUACCGCAGUAUUUACAUGAAAAAACAUUUGUUUCCUCGGCUGAUCUUUUUUAUGCGCACAUGUGCCCCUAAACAUGUUUUACAAUUCGCACACAUCUGUUUUUGGUCUCAAAUGCGAGUUAAACGGUCGCACUGUUGAGCUCUGGUCCAAUCUAAUACAGUCUCAGUGACCAAAAAGUUUUUUCUUGGCUUUUGUGGAGCUAUUUAUAAUCUCAAAGAUGUCCAGUGAUGGGGAUGAUCUGCAUAAAUUAGAAUAAACAUGGUAUUAUUGUUCUUGUACUACUCAACAUACAUUCACUGCCUCGAAAUAAACACCAUGAUUGAUUAAGGUGUGUUAUUUUGGAAAUAUUUCAGUGGUUUUACAUGUCUCUUCAGGGAUUGUUACUAUGACAACUCCACCACAUGUCCUCGAUGUGCUCGGAUGACUGACCGCAAGCAGGACGAGGUGUUGGAUAUGAAGGAUGCAUAACUCUAGAGAGGAAAUCUAGAUUUUGCACUUUGCCAUGUGUAGUUCUCUACACUGACAGAAGACUAGCUUUCCGUCUUGUCUGUGGUUUGUUUUGCGUGUGUGUUUAAGCUGUAGUGUCUUAAUGUUCCUGUGCACUACAUAAAUGAAGCAGGGUAUCCAAAACCCACUUGAAAAUUAUUAAUAUAUAUAUUUUUAUCAAACUUUUUAAUUCAUACUGAAAUUGGAUGAACUGAACACUGUGUCUGUGCGUCUGUGUGAGUAUGUGUGCUUGUGGAAAUGAACAAAAUAAAUUACCUAGAGAGAAAAGCCAGUAUAACUGUAGGUGAUUAUGCAUGCAGGAGUUGUAUAUUAACAGUUUAAAGCCUCAGAUGCAUUUGCCAAUUCUGCCAUCUUAGCUACAUACUUAACGUAAAGGUCGUAACAAGAGUGUUGUUGAAUUUUAAGCAUUAUGGCUUCAGCUUUCAAAGACAAAGCCGCAAAUUUCAUCAACCAGCCUUUCAGCCUUUAAGCUUUACAUUAGAAAUGCUUCAAGUUAAUUAAGCACUUCUUGCACUGAUCAAAUGUGUUAAUAUCAAUUUAAAGCAUAUUUUGGAGGUAAAUAAGGACUUAAAGGUUAUGUUGUGCAACAUUUUUUGAAUGGAAAUAAAUUAAAUCUGUAGGAUUUUGUGAACAUACCACUAACUUUUCUUUCGCUUUUAACACACAUUCCACGAUUAGUUAACAGUAUUUUUCCCAUUAUUUUUUGUUUUUCAUGCCUACUUUCUUUCCAGAGUUUUGAUUCUUUUAACAUUUACAAGGAUUAAACUUAAACUCUUGCAUCUUAACUAAGUAGUAACUAAGUUUGUCAAUUAGCAAACGUGAAUACUGGAAAAACUUUUAUGGCUUGCAGUUAUUGACAGAAAAGACUACAUAUAAACAGUUAUGAAAGACCAUUAUGUGAACUCUACAUACAUGUAUCUGCAACAGAAACAAAGCAUGCAUUAUCAGUAUAUUUAUUUGUUGGAGGAUCAUUUGACUUUUGUUGAAAACUGUGAACUCAUCGUAUUCAGUCUGAUCUGUGCUCAAUCAGGUUCAGUUUAGUGCACUGUGUAGCAAAUAGAUGUGAAAUCUUAUGAACAUUGUGUGCCUCAGUUCAUCAGGUUACAAGCAGCUGUUAUUCAAACCGUCUUAAUACACUAUAACCAUCAUGUUAAUGGUUUCAGUCUUACAUUUCCUGUAGCACAUUAUAACCUGAUAUGACAAAGAUGUUACACAACACCUUUGGUAAUGUCUAAAUGUUUAAUGCUGAAGUAUUUGUUUUAAAAUAAUCAGUUUGGCUGUGUUACCUUUCAGCAUGAUGUACUGUACUUUCUUUUUUUUCCCUUUUUUUUUCAAAUUAAUGGACAGACAUGGUUUCUGUAAGAGCCAUGACUUGUUGGAAAACGUGAAGUAAUGCAUGAAUAAAGAUAUCAAAUGCAUUAAGUCAAUGGUGUUG
Molecule: messenger RNA, 10514 nt
Organism: Xyrichtys novacula (pearly razorfish)
Lineage: Eukaryota; Metazoa; Chordata; Actinopteri; Labriformes; Labridae
Source: the annotation of a GenBank genome assembly